AUGAUCAAUGCCUUCAGUGACAUCCCGGCAAAGGUGGCAGUAGUCAGAAGCAGUAAGAUGUCUCCAUUUCCGUUCAGCAUUACACAUAAUGGGGCCGUGAGUUAUAAGCCACAUAAAGAACUUGAUUCUGUUGAUUUGUCUGGUCUUCCAUAUAAGAUUCCAAUUUACAUUCUUUUAAGUAUGAUUUUUGAGUAUUUCCAGGGCACCGGAUGGGAUGAGGAUUGCGUGAAAGAUAUUUUUAAUGAGCGGGAUGCUCAUAUUAUCUUAAGCAUUCCGGUGAGCAUACGACGACCACAUGAUGCAUGGGUUUGGUACAAGGAGCCGAAAGGUGCUUACACUGUAAAAUCUUGUUAUCGAAUGCUGCUAGGGGAGGUGCAUGAUGAUCGGCCAUGGCGCAUUAUUUGGAAUCUAAGAGUUCCUCCCAAGAGUGAGGAGACAACUUGUCAUUUGUUUAUGGAAUGCCAGCAUGCAGUGAGUAUGUGGACUAAUCUGGGAAUUUCUUCCUCUGUUAAUGCUCAAGGUACUACUUCUGAAUGGUUUUUAAAUUUGAUAGCCACCUUGCAUGAAGAUAUGAAAAGUAAAUUUGUUGUGUUGUGUUGGGGUCUAUGGAACAGCAGAAAUGCAACAGUAUGGAAAGGGGAGAUUUUCAACUGCAAUGCUAUGGUUCAGUCGUCCAUCUCUUUCUUGACGAACUGGACUGCAGCGCUGGAGCCUUGUGUAGUGUCCACUAGGAAUGAACCUUUACUGCAGAGAUGGAGGCCCCCAAUUAAUGGCCGGUUAAAACUAAAUACUGAUGUUGCUAUGGACUCCCAAAACAAAGCUAUGGGAUUAGGGUGGUUGUUACGUGCUGAAGGAGGUAUCUUUUUAGCAGCUAAGUCUCUCCGGUUCAAUGGCAAUUUUAGUGUCCAAGAGGCCGAGGCUGUGUGCAUUCGAGAAGCGUUAAGCUGGCUAAAGGGAACUGGGAUGGGAGAUGUGGACAUCGAAACUGAUUCUCAACUUGUCUAUUAUGCAUUAACUUCAAGUUCUUUUGUUUCUAGUUUUGGUUUUAUUAUUGAUGAUGUAAAAGAAGUUGCAUCUAUGAUCGAGGGUGUAGACUUCUAUUUUGCUAAGCGAUCUGCGAAUCGUGCCGCACACCUACUUGCUCGUGAGGCCGUUUCUAUGUCAGGUUGCGGGGAGUGGUUUGAUACCCCUCCUCAGUUUCUUGUUGACUGUCUUUUAUCGGAUUCAAUAAAUUAA
Ipomoea triloba (trilobed morning glory) is the source of this 1236-nucleotide messenger RNA. RefSeq lists its product as uncharacterized. The coding region runs from base 1 to 1236 and encodes 411 amino acids. The transcript is spliced from 3 exons. NCBI's taxonomy places the organism in Eukaryota, Viridiplantae, Streptophyta, Magnoliopsida, Solanales, Convolvulaceae. The record is from RefSeq and is a predicted model, not a curated record. Gene Ontology annotation, molecular function: nucleic acid binding; RNA-DNA hybrid ribonuclease activity.